This is a messenger RNA of Trifolium pratense (red clover), 1262 nucleotides long. Its product is annotated as metalloendoproteinase 2-MMP-like. Gene Ontology annotation, molecular function: zinc ion binding; metalloendopeptidase activity. The transcript has a single exon. The coding region runs from base 64 to 1101 and encodes 345 amino acids. Gene Ontology annotation, cellular component: extracellular matrix. The record is from RefSeq and is a predicted model, not a curated record. Gene Ontology annotation, biological process: collagen catabolic process; extracellular matrix organization; proteolysis. Lineage: Eukaryota; Viridiplantae; Streptophyta; Magnoliopsida; Fabales; Fabaceae.
UCUUAACUCACAUUUUCUCAAAUCGAUCCCAAACAGCAAUAUCUCACAAUUAGUACUAAAACAAUGAAAAUGAGAACCCAAAAAACCUUUACUUUCCUCUUGUUACUAUCUUUUCUAUUUGCAUAUCAUGUCUCUGUAUCCGCCAUUUCUUAUGAACCCAUAACUAGUUUUUUCAAGAAAAUCCCUUCCUUUCCUAAAAAAGUCAGCAUUGAUUAUGAAAAGAUGACUGAAUAUCUCAAGAAAGCUCAGGAACCAAUAGAUCCAAAGAAUUUCAAAGACUACGUCGAUAUAAUAGAAACUUUAGAAAACGACGGCUACUUAAACACUUCCUUUUUGAAAUCAUAUAUCCCAGAUAAAUCGGAAAUUUCUCUCCAAUCUGCAAUAACCAAAAUUCAGGAAAAUUACAAUCUCCCAGUUACUGGAAAGCCAGAUCAAACUACAAUUAAUUACAUUUUAAUGCCACGUUGUGAUGUUCCUGACAUCAUCAAUGGAACCAACACAGUGACUAAAUUUGUCAACCAAUCAACUUCGUUUAAACCAUGGUGGAACAAUGACAAGAAAAACUUAACUUAUGCUUUUCUUCCUAAGAAUGAAGUUCCAGACACCAUUAAGUCAUUAUUUCAAGACGCGUUUAACCGUUGGUCAAACGUGACAAAGUUGAACUUCACAGAGACUAUGUUGUUUAAUCGUUCGGAUAUUCGUAUAGGGUUUUUUAACCCGGAUGCAAAAGGUAGAGUGGUUGGGGGCACUUAUAUAAGGAAUAAUACGGGCCGUGUACUUAUAUAUUUGACUAAAGAGAUUUUGGUGAAUCUUGAAUCGGUUGUGAUGCAUCAGAUUGGUCAUUUACUAGGGUUGGGGCAUUCUCCUGUGGAAGAGGCUAUUAUGUAUCCGAUUAUGUUACCAAAAAAGAAGAUUGAACUGGUAAAUGAUGAUUUGCAGAAAAUUCAACAAAUCUAUGAUGUUAAUAAAUCCUCCUCGAAUCUUGUUGAAUCCUCUGCAAAUCAUCAACACUCAACGGCCCUUAACAUAGUUCUUGUUCUUGGUUUGACUAGUGGCUUCCUUGUUACCAGACUUCUUGAUGUGUGUAUGUUUUAUUGUUAGCUUACUUGAGUACUAUGAAAUUGUAAGUUACUAGUAUUAUGUAAAAUAUGGCAAGUUUAUAGGUACAAGUGAGAUUAACUUUUCACCAUGCAUAAGAUUGUUUUGAUGAUUAGAUCAACAAGUCUCAUCAUUGGAUCAAAUGAGAUGUGACGUACGUGACA